Molecule: messenger RNA, 2661 nt
Organism: Plodia interpunctella (Indianmeal moth)
Lineage: Eukaryota; Metazoa; Arthropoda; Insecta; Lepidoptera; Pyralidae
Product: collagen alpha-2(V) chain-like
Exons: 13
Coding region: 209-1231 (340 amino acids)
Source: RefSeq, a predicted model, not a curated record
CAUAUUAUAUUUCCUAAAACUCUCUGACCCACAUAGGCUGUUUGCAUAAAUUAAUUGCUCCAGUUUUCGUAAAUUUUUGAUUUUUCUUUUUUUUUUUGUCUAUUACCGCAAAUCCUGCAACAUAUUAAUGAUAUUUUUUUUGUUUUGUAAUAUAUUUUUACACUAAAACAAACUACAAGAUCUGUACGACGAGUUGUUUUGAUGAAAAAUGUAUAACCAAAUUAUAAUUUUGUGUUAUUUGUUAUUCAACGUUUAUAUAGGUACAUGUUUCCAUCAAGGCCCAAUAGAACCAAGGCGCCUACAAAGAUGGCAAGGUCCUAUAGGAUUUCCAGGAACACCGGGUCAAAGAGGCGCGAGCGUUACCAAAGGUCAAAAAGGUGAACCCGGCCAGCAGGGUGUACCGGGUCAUAUUGGUCAACCGGGAGAAAGAGGGGUUCGAGGAUAUCCGGGGCCAAUCGGUCCACUAGGUUUCCCGGGAGUUAAGGGCAGGGAAGGGUCUCCGGGACUUCAUGGGCCGAAAGGCGAACCGGGUCUUCCUGGGAUGCCAAUUGUAUGUCCCGUAACCUGCCCGGUCAUUCGUUUUUAUGACGAUGAAAUUCCUCCUGAAGACGUGGAUUUGGGAAGCGAAGAACGGCCCUCUUCAGCAAUUUGCAAGUACAUAACCGCAUCUAAAAAAGGGGCUAUAACUCCUGCUGAUGCUUAUUGGGUGAUGGAAGAAGAGAAGUUCCCAGUCAAAUGUGACAUGAAAACUAACAGAACAUGUUUAAUAACUAAAGAAAAUAUGUCAGAAUGGAUCGGUGAAACAAAACUAAAUGUACCCAUUGCCGCAAAAGGCAUAUGGUUAAGCAAAAUUGGAUUCGAUUUGAAUAAAUUUAACACGAUAACAAGAAAUCAAUUAUUAUGGUUGAAACGCCAAUCGGAAAAUGUAAGACAAAUAAUAAGGGUUUAUUUAUUAAACACUAUAUUUGAGAACAUAAACUUACGCAUUCUAAACUCGCAUGAUUAUUUGGUAGAAGAAAAAUCAUCUGAAACAACACCUAUGCAUUAUACCAUCAAAUAUUAUCAAAAUAGUUCAGUUUCAGUGAGUGGUGAAUCCUGGAAUUAUGUUGAUAUAGAGAUAAUCGAUGAUAUUGAUCGUCUGCCUGUCAAGGACUUUUACGUAAAGUUCAAGGAAGAAGCUCCAAAAAAUGUUUUCAUUAGUGUCCAGUUGAGCGACUUGUGCUUUGGUUAAUUUUUGAACCCUCUAAGACAACUUCUUAGCUUUGUUUGGAAAAUGUGUGUUUAGCCAUUUGUAAACCAUUAGCUCUUUUCCUUAGGUUAUUUAAUUUAAUUUUUAUUUACUCCAUAUUAUUAUUGUAUGUUAUAGGUACUGUUAGUGUGUAAACUUUAGCGGGGUAAUUUCGUUUACCUCGUAUGAGAUAAUGUUAUUAUUGCACAUACUUAUUUUUUUAUUUUAUUAUUAAAAAUCACUUUAUAAUAUUUUUUGUAUAAUCUUAAUAUCGACUCGAUAAACAACUAUUUAUACAAAUGUAUACAUAAAUUAUAUACUUGUAGAAUUUUACGGACUUUUGGUUUCGCCGAAUUUUGGUGGAUUCGGCAUCCAUUGCUGUUUUUUCAUAGUAAAUAAAAGCUCCCAUACAAACUAUCUACGCAAUGUUCAUGCAUUUACGUCGACGUAUCUGUUUUAGUUCGGCGAUAGUGUCAUCAACUCUGUAAUAGGAGCAGGGGGAGUCUCGUGUGUUGUUAUUCAUAAUAAUAAAUUAUUAACAUUGAUUUUUUUCAUUUAAAUUUUUCGGCUGCCGGUUAUUUUUUCAUUUUUGUUGAUAUAUAACUGGUUAGAUAGAUUCGUUUUUAUUUUGUAGAAAGUGAUAACUGCUUUUCUCUUUUUAAGUCAUCUGUUGAAAUACUGAUAAACUUGAUUAUACGUUGCAAAUGCUCCUAUUCUCAAAACAGGAACGUCGAAAGUUCCAUAACGUACUGUUAGAUGGCGUUGUCUAAAUUUCGUGCAAUGCCCAAAAUGUCUACGUCUGCACUCUAUCGCCGAACUCAGAAGAGCCGAACGCAAAAGCAUGGAAAUUACGUAGUUUAUAUGAGUGCUUUUAUACCGUAAUGAAAAACUAGCAAUGUACGACGAAUAGCAUUUAUAAUAUUUUUAGGAUAAUUAAUAAAAAAUAUACAUUGUAGUAUGUUCAUAUACUGCCAUUAAUAUUUUAAUCCGCCAAGAAUCUGAAAUAACAGCAAAUAUAAAUUAAUUUAGUGACUUUGCUGCCGGUUUAAGUUUUAAUAAAGGAUUCUUUUUUUUGGUAAUUUUGCUUUUGGUGCAAUAAAGAGUAUUGUAUUGUUUUGUAAUCCUAAUGUAUUAUUUUAUUGCAUUUUCACUUACUAUUUGUUUCUAUACCUAAUUUAUUACAUAGUAAAAAACGUGUGAAAUAAAAAUAUAAAACAUUAUAACGCUAAAAGUAUUAAGUUAAGGAGCAGUUAUGAAUAAUAAAAAAUAAUUAGCGUUUAUUAUAAUACUUCUACAUAUUUUAACUAAUAUUAUAAAUGCGAAAGUUUGUUACCCCAAUUAGGUCAUCUAGGUAUAUAAAGUUAGGAGUACAGUUGUUCUCGUUAGUUAGUUAGUUCGCGAAACUUUGACGAUUUGAAAUUUGAUUUAUUAUA